Carica papaya (papaya) is the source of this 5812-nucleotide messenger RNA. RefSeq names its product multidrug resistance-associated protein 5 (gene ABCC5). Gene Ontology annotation, biological process: transmembrane transport. Lineage: Eukaryota; Viridiplantae; Streptophyta; Magnoliopsida; Brassicales; Caricaceae. The record is from RefSeq and is a predicted model, not a curated record. Gene Ontology annotation, molecular function: ABC-type transporter activity; ATP binding; ATP hydrolysis activity. Gene Ontology annotation, cellular component: membrane.
AAAAAUUUAACCUCUCUUCCAUGGCACGAUGAACCAGCAAAAACCAAGUUAACAAACUCUCCAACUUUUCGAGUCUCGCACUCACACACGGCAAGUGCUAGCCAACAUUAUGCACAGCACAGAGAACAGAAACGCUCAGACUGCUACCAUACACAACAAACAACAGAAAUAAAGAGAAAGAGAGAAAAAAGAGAGAGAUAGAGAGAGAGAGAGAGAGACUGUCUUCUUCUUCUCCUCCUCCUCCUUCUUCUUCUUCUUCAUCUUCUUCUGCCUCUUCCUCUCUCUAUCUCUUUCGCUAUCCUUCGCCAUUCCCUCAUCUUCAAACAUCAUUCUAUUCAAACUUUUACUGUACCUGUUGCUUUCUGCCUAUCCGGGUCUGUGCUCUGCCCAUUUCGUCUUUGUAUUGGAGGAGAUAAACAGAGAGCUUGUGACAGAGAGAGAGAGAGAGAGAGAGAGAGAGAGAGAGAGAGAGAGAGAGAGCUGUAGAAUCUAUCUAUCUAUAUAUCUAUCCCGUCUCUGUGAAUCACAGGCUUGCCUCGACAAUCGUCACCGGCUGGAGAGAACGAUUUUCGAGGGGAAAAGAACCCAGAUGGUGAGAUGCUCUUCUUCACUCGAUUCGAUCUCCCUUCCUCUUCUUGCGUAACUCAAAAACACAGACUCAGAGCGCUUCUCCAUAAUUUCCUUCACCAACUCUGUCUAUCCGAUGAUGGAUAUCACUCUUUUGCUCAAUAAAACCUCAGCUUCAUCACCAGCAGUACAACCAUAUUUUACCCUUUUGAGAGCUGCUCGAGGUUUGCCCGUAUUGGAGUUGUCUUCAAUUUGCAUCAAUUUGACGCUCUUCCUGGUAUUCCUUCUCAUUAUCUCCGCGAAACAGAUAUUUGUUUGUGCGGGUCGAAUUCGAUUAAUCAAGGAGGAUCCGGUUGGCAAUUCGAGUCCAAUUAGGCGGAGCAUUGGUCUUGAUAGAGAAACUCAUGACGUCAGAAUCGGUAGCGGCUUUACAUAUUCGGUGCUUUGUUGCUUCUACGUGUUGUUUGUGCAAGUUUGCGUGUUGGGAUUUGAUGGGGUUGGCGUGAUAGGGAAGGCUGUCGAUGGGGAAGCUGUCAAUUGGUCUGUGCUUUUCUUGCCUGCUGCUCAGGGUUUAGCUUGGUUUGUGUUGAGCUUUUUAGCUCUUCAUUGCAAAUUUAAGGCGUCCGAAAAGUUUCCUUUGUUGUUGAGAGGGUGGUGGUUCCUCUCAUUUUUGAUUUGCUUGUGUACUCUGUACGUUGAUGGAAAACAGUUCUUGACAGAAGGUUCAAAGCACUGGUCCUCUCAUGUUGUGGCUAAUCUUGCUACAACACCGGCUCUUGCUUUCCUGUGCUUUGUUGCCAUAAGGGGUGUUACUGGUAUUCAAGUUUGUAGAAAUUCUGACAUUCAGGAACCAUUGCUUGAUGAGGAGGCAGGGUGUCUUAAGGUCACUCCCUAUAGUGAUGCUGGGCUCUUUAGCUUGGCUACGCUUUCUUGGCUGAAUCCGCUUCUGUCAAUUGGUGCAAAGAGACCGCUUGAGCUUAAGGACAUUCCCCUUCUUGCUCCGAAAGAUCGAGCAAAAACCAAUUACAAAGCACUGAAUUCAAAUUGGGAGAAAUUAAAGGCUGAGAAUCCUUCAAAGCAGCCUUCUCUAGCUUGGGCAAUUCUAAAGUCGUUCUGGAAGGAAGCUGCUUGUAAUGCUGUCUUUGCUGGGUUGAACACUCUUGUUUCAUAUGUGGGUCCCUACAUGAUCAGUUACUUUGUUGAUUAUUUAGGGGGAAAGGAGACUUUCCCUCAUGAGGGGUAUGUUCUUGCUGGCAUAUUCUUUGCAGCCAAGCUCAUUGAGACGAUAACAACUAGGCAGUGGUAUCUUGGGGUUGAUAUUUUGGGGAUGCAUGUGAGAUCAGCUUUGACAGCAAUGGUAUACCGGAAGGGCCUCACGCUUUCAAGCUUAGCCAAACAAAGUCACACCAGUGGAGAAAUUGUUAAUUACAUGGCAGUUGAUGUCCAGCGAGUAGGUGACUACUCAUGGUAUCUUCAUGAUAUAUGGAUGCUUCCGUUGCAAAUUAUCCUUGCUCUUGCGAUCCUGUACAAGAAUGUGGGAAUUGCAUCUGUUGCUACAUUGAUUGCCACCAUUAUAUCAAUUGUUGUUACUAUUCCUUUGGCAAGAAUUCAAGAAGAAUACCAAGACAGGCUGAUGGCUGCCAAGGAUGAGAGAAUGAGGAAAACUUCUGAGUGUCUGAGGAACAUGAGGAUUCUCAAGUUGCAAGCUUGGGAAGACCGUUAUCGCUUGAGGUUGGAGGAGAUGAGGAAUUUAGAGUUCAAAUGGCUUCGCAAAGCCCUCUAUUCUCAAGCUUUUAUUACAUUCAUUUUCUGGAGCUCCCCCAUAUUUGUUGCAGCUGUCACAUUUGCAACCUCUAUAUUUUUGGGAAGUAAUCUCACUGCAGGGAGUGUUCUUUCUGCUCUAGCGACCUUCAGAAUCCUCCAAGAACCACUCAGGAAUUUUCCUGACUUGGUCUCUAUGAUGGCCCAGACGAAGGUUUCUCUCGAUCGAAUCUCUGGAUUUCUGCAAGAUGAAGAGCUGCAAGAAGAUGCGACCAUUGUUCUGCCUCGCGGCAUGUCAAAUGUGGCCAUAGAGAUCAAGGACGGUGAGUUCUGCUGGGACCCUUCUUCUCUGAGGCCCACACUAUCGGGAUUACAAAUGAAAGUGGAGAGGGGGAUGCGUGUGGCUGUUUGUGGUAUGGUUGGUGCUGGGAAAUCAAGCUUUCUCUCCUGUAUUCUUGGGGAGAUCCCAAAAAUCUCUGGUGAAGUUAGAAUUUGUGGUAGUGCUGCUUAUGUCUCUCAGUCAGCUUGGAUUCAGUCCGGUAACAUUGAAGAAAAUAUUCUGUUUGGUUGUCCAAUGGAUAAAGUGAAGUACAAGAAUGUAAUCCAUGCUUGUUCACUGAAGAAGGAUUUGGAACUUUUCUCACAUGGCGAUCAGACCAUAAUUGGUGAUAGAGGUAUAAAUCUCAGUGGUGGUCAGAAGCAACGAGUGCAGCUUGCAAGGGCACUUUAUCAAGAUGCUGACAUAUACUUACUUGAUGAUCCUUUCAGCGCUGUUGAUGCACAAACUGGCUCGGAAUUGUUCAGAGAAUAUAUAUUAACAGCAUUAGCAGAUAAGACUGUGAUUUUUGUGACUCAUCAAGUAGAAUUUCUUCCUGCUGCUGAUUUGAUUCUGGUUCUUAAGGAAGGCGGUAUUAUACAGGCAGGGAAAUAUGAUGAACUACUACAAGCAGGAACAGAUUUUAACGCGUUAGUCUCUGCUCAUCACGAAGCAAUUGAAGCUAUGGAUAUGCUAAACCCUUCAUCAGAUGAUUCAGAUGAAAAUUUGCUCCUGGAUGGAUCUGAUGUACGCAAUCCAAAAUGUGAUGCUUCUGGAAAUGGUAUCAGUAUGUUGGUAAAGGAAGUACAAGAUGGAGGAUCAGGUUCAGACCAGAAAUCCAUUAAAGAGAAAAAGAAAGGAAAGCGCUCUAGGAAAAAGCAACUUGUUCAGGAAGAAGAAAGAGUGAGGGGAAGAGUCAGCAUGAAGGUGUAUUUAUCAUAUAUGGUUGCAGCUUAUAAAGGCUUAUUGAUUCCUCUCAUAAUUGUCGCCCAAGCAUUAUUUCAGUUCCUUCAAAUAGCUAGUAAUUGGUGGAUGGCUUGGGCAAGUCCCCAAACUGAAGGAGACGAUGCUAAGGUGACACCUACUGUCCUUCUUGUUGUGUUUAUUGCCCUUGCAUUUGGAAGCUCCUGGUUCAUCUUUGUUCGAGCUGUUCUGGUUGCCACAUUUGGCCUAGCUGCAGCACAGAAGUUGUUUCUGAAUAUGCUUAGAAGUGUGUUCCGAGCACCAAUGUCAUUCUUUGACUCUACUCCUGCUGGUCGAAUCUUGAACCGCGUGUCUAUUGAUCAAAGUGUUGUGGAUCUUGAUAUUCCUUUUAGACUUGGUGGGUUUGCUUCAACCACAAUACAGCUUAUUGGCAUUGUUGGAGUGAUGACAAAAGUUACCUGGCAAGUCUUGCUUCUUGUUGUUCCAAUGGCCAUUGCUUGCUUGUGGAUGCAGAAAUAUUACAUGGCUUCAUCAAGAGAACUGGUUCGCAUUGUUAGCAUCCAGAAGUCUCCAAUUAUCCAUCUUUUUGGGGAGUCGAUUGCUGGAGCAGCUACAAUUAGAGGCUUUGGCCAAGAAAAGAGGUUCAUGAAGAGGAAUCUUUAUCUGCUGGAUUGUUUUGCUCGUCCAUUCUUCUGCAGUCUUGCUGCUAUCGAAUGGCUAUGCUUACGCAUGGAAUUGCUUUCAACCUUUGUAUUUGCGUUUUGCAUGCUUUUACUUGUGAGCUUUCCACAUGGAGCUAUUGAUCCGAGCAUGGCGGGUCUUGCUGUGACAUAUGGCCUUAACUUGAAUGCACGUCUGUCCCGGUGGAUACUUAGCUUUUGUAAGCUCGAAAACAAAAUUAUUUCAAUUGAGAGGAUUUACCAGUACAGCCAAAUUCCAGGUGAAGCCCCGCCACUUAUAGAUGACUCUUGUCCACCAUUUUCAUGGCCAGAAAAUGGAUCAAUUGAGCUGAUUGAUUUGAAGGUUCGUUAUGGGGAGAAUCUUCCAAUGGUCCUGCAUGGAAUAACCUGCGCAUUUCCUGGUGGAAAAAAGAUUGGAAUUGUUGGACGUACAGGCAGUGGUAAAUCUACUUUGAUUCAAGCGCUGUUCCGACUGAUAGAACCUGCAAGUGGAAGAAUUAUUAUAGACAACAUAGAUAUUUCUAAAAUUGGCCUUCAUGACCUACGGAGUCGUCUUAGUAUCAUACCGCAGGACCCUACAUUAUUUGAAGGGACCAUUAGGGGCAAUCUUGAUCCCCUUGAAGAACAUUCAGAUCCUGAAAUUUGGGAGGCACUUGAUAAGGCUCAGCUUGGUGAUGUAGUCCGUGAGAAAGACCAAAAGCUUGAUACUCCGGUGCUAGACAAUGGAGAUAAUUGGAGUGUGGGGCAGCGGCAGCUUGUUUCUCUUGGAAGGGCCUUACUUAAGCAGGCAAGAAUACUGGUGCUCGAUGAAGCAACAGCAUCAGUUGAUACAGCCACAGAUAAUCUCAUUCAGAAGAUUAUCCGAACAGAAUUUAAGGACUGCACUGUUUGCACUAUAGCUCAUCGUAUUCCCACUGUAAUAGACAGUGAUCUAGUUUUGGUACUCAGUGACGGUCGUGUUGCAGAGUUUGAUACUCCAGCAAGACUUUUAGAGGAUAAAUCAUCCAUGUUUUUAAAGUUGGUAUCAGAAUAUUCGUCGAGGUCUAGUGGCAUACCAGAUUUUUGAAUUACAUGGUAUGCUGGAAAACUCUUUCAUGUCAUAGGCAGCAGCAAGGAGGGAGUACUCCGGAAUGAAGUGAUUGCCCCCCGCCGCCGCUGCCGCCGCUGCUGCUGCACUCGGCAGGCCUAAAGAUGCAACUGGGAAGGACCAAGGUGCAUGUCGUGUUACGAAAACCAAGUUCCCAUUGAAGUGGAAAAAGAGGUAGUUUGUAGAUCAUGGCAAUUGCAAGCUAAUCAUUCCCUUUAAUAAACUAGACUGAGGAAGUUUCAGGCAUGGUUGGCAUAUUGUGUAGGCAGGAAAUAAGCCAAAUGGGUAGAGGUGGGUAAUGGUUUCACACGGAUAGGGUUUACUAUUUGUUGAAUCAUGUGCAAUAAAGUAGUGGUUUUUAAGAUUGAAACAGGCUCUCUUAUUUAGGUAGGAAAUGAACUUUGUAGAGCUCAAGUAGCCAAUUACAAAACUCCACUGUCUCUCUGGUGGUAAAUUUUCAGCUUGGAGCUCUUCUCA